Molecule: messenger RNA, 1219 nt
Organism: Clarias gariepinus (North African catfish)
Lineage: Eukaryota; Metazoa; Chordata; Actinopteri; Siluriformes; Clariidae
Gene: mrpl39
Product: mitochondrial ribosomal protein L39
Exons: 10
Coding region: 133-1143 (336 amino acids)
Cellular component (GO): mitochondrion
Molecular function (GO): RNA binding; nucleotide binding
Source: RefSeq, a predicted model, not a curated record
UGUUCUAAUGAACACACAGCGGGUGUCAGAGCAUGGAGUGUGCUAUACGCAGUAAAUGAUUUAGUUAUUUAGAGAGGAUUGUAUAAAUAUUGUAAUUUUAUUUAGUCAGUGUUUGUUUGAAGCAGGAACAACAUGGCGUGUCGGAGAGUUUGUCAAACAGUGCAGAGCCGUUUGGCAUCAAGUGUGGCAGCUGAGCGUCUUUCUGCCUCUGAACUGCGCACUUGGCGUAGUACCCUGUUCUCCAAAGAGCAAGCUCGUCAGCGUUCACUGUAUUCUCGCGUUGAGAAGAUCGAGGUGAACAUGGAAGCCCCGGGGCUGCAGGGAACAAUCCUGGUGAUGAACAAGGGUGUGUCCACGCCAUAUAGCUGUACAAGACAUUUGACUGAGUGGCACGUAACGAGUGCUGCUCUCGCCUUGGUGGACGGAGAGCUGUGGCACAUGCAUCGCCCGCUCACUCGCUCCUGCUCGCUCACACUGCUAACAUUCAAAGAUGCCAAUCCUCAGCUCGUUAACCAGGCGUAUUGGCGCUCCUGUGCAGCCUUGCUGGGCCAAGUGCUUGACAACGCCUUUAAAGAGGAGUACAGUGUGGAGCUGCUGAAGAUUCCUGAAGUUCCUGUGACCUCUGGUGCCUUCUGCUGUGAUGUGGUGCUGGAUCCUCAGCUAGAUUCCUGGAUCCCAUCUGAGGAGAGCCUGCGCUCAUUUACUCGUGAAGCUCAUCAGUUCAUUCUUAAAGAUUUACCCUGGGAGCCUCUGGAGGUGACGCCCCCUGUAGCAUUGGAGAUCUUCUCCCAUAGCAGAUAUAAACAAGAGGAGGUGGAAGAAAUGGCUGCUAAUUGCCCCAGUGGCACAGUUUCAUUGUACAGGUGUGGGGAGCAUGUAAGUCUGUCAAAAGGCCCUCUGGUGGCCAGAACAGGUCUGUGCUCUCAGUAUGAAGUAACAGCACUGCACACACUGGGAGAAGGACAGUGGGGUUUACAGCGCCGAGCACAGGGACUCUCACUUCCCCUGAACCUCACGGCUCAUCACACAGUGUGGAAGAAGCUGAGGAAAAGAGCUGAGAAAUUGGUGGAGAUUCCCUCAUCUGCUGCCAGUAACCCUGUGAUCACGCCCCCACCUCCAAAAGCCAUUCCUCCAUCUUCCUAACACUGACCUGCAACCAAUCAUAUGCAUAUAAAAUACUGUUUCUGUAUAUUGUUGAAUAAAACACGCACUAGUGGUA